AUGAAUCGUUUCCUCAAGUUGCCGUGUGGCUUAGCUGCCUCUCUGCUCGCCACUGCCUGGCUCAACCCUGGCCAUGUCGUCGCAGGACCUUCAGUCAAUGUGGCUAUGAAGGCAGCCUUCCCAGCUCCGCCCUACCUUGUCGAGCUUCUAGAGACGGCUGCCGGAGAGAAUGCGACCUCCUACUUCCCUUUGCUCGAUCGGAUCGCCGACGGCUCUUUUGCGAAGGCCACGACCGAUAAGGCCCUGUUCGACCGCUUCCUCGAGGUUCUGCAGGAGGAUGGCUAUAUGGAUAGCCCCGAGGCACUGUCGACUUUCAAGCUGGCUCUCUCCUUGAGGACUGCUGCUCCGAGGAUAGAGGCCCAUUACCAAUAUUACGACACAGCUGUGGUACCCGCCCUGGAGGAGGCCAAGGAGAACUGCGAAGAAUGGAUAUUGUUCGGCUAUAAGCAAUACUGCUCGCCGGCCAUGGUGCUGCCUGACGCUGAUGGUGAUGUUUCGGGGGACUUACAGCUCCGAUGGCUGCCAUUCGACCGCGCCCUAGGCAGUGGACCGGACGCCGUUCUAUAUGCCGACAUCACCAAACCUUCGUUUGGGUCUUUCCAUAAGGCACUGGUAGACAGGGCUCGCAAAGGGGAAGUCUCUUACCGACUGCGACAUCGUGCCAACCAGAGAGGCGAGCUCGAACCACUACCGGUUAGUGGGUAUGGCGUGGAGCUCCAGCUCAAGCGGACAGAUUACAUCGUGAUUGAUGAUCGUGAAGCCGAAGAAGCUGGGGCUAGUGAGGCCCAUAAGUCAUUGCCAGUCGAAGUGGUUCUUGAUGAGGAAGAGGAGGUCUCUGAUCUGAAACCCCUUUCCAGUUCCGAGCUGGCCUCAUUAGGACUCAAAGCUGGUUCCUUCAUCAUGCAGAGCGAAGACCCUUUGCAGACCUUGAUCAAGUUAACCCAAGACUUUCCCAAGUUCUCGACAUCCAUUGCUGCCCACAAUGCGUCGGAUGCUUUCAUAGCCGAACACCACCAGAAUCGAGCUCAAAGUGUUCCUGCUGGCAUGAACCUUCUGUGGAUGAACGGAGUGCAGUUGAUAGAGCGCCAAGUUGACCCUUUCACGCUCAUUGACAGCAUUCGCCGUGAGAGAAAGCUCAUCAAGGGCGUGACAGAACUCGGUCUCACUGGAAAGGAGGCUGUUUCCUUGCUUGGUAACCACGAGGUGACCAUGGCCAAGCCCGAUGAUGACCCUCGGCGAUUCGACUGGAGGGACGAAAUUGAGGAAGGCCGGGUCAUUAUCUGGCUUAACAACAUCGAGAAAGAUAAGCGAUAUGCUGAGUAUCCCACAAGUCUCAUGGCGCUUAUGCAAAGGACGUACCCUGGCCAGAUUCCCCCCGUUCGGAAAGACCUGUUUAACUUGAUUCUGCCCGUCGACUUCGCCAGCCCCGAAGACUUGAAUGUGGUAGUUGGCCAGCUCCAGGGUUUCAUCAAGAGGCUUCUCCCUAUCCGGUUUGGCCUAGUGCCGUUGACUCGUACAAAAGAGGCAGACAAUCGGGCAAAAGUAGUAUACCACCUGCUUGAAAAUUAUGGUCUCGCUAGCCUCAUGUCUUAUCUGGAAUCUUGCAGUACGGGUAAGCCGUCGACCCAGUUCGACGCGGCCAACUUCGAUAAAGCCAUCAAGGAUCGCACUGCAAGGGCGGAAGCGACACCUCUUCCUUUCAAGGAGAUACUUGAAUCGGAGCACCACGAGAAAGAGCUUGAGCUUUCGAAGCAUUGGAUAGAAAGGCUCAACGCGGACACCGAGGUCCCGCCCGUAUUCUUCAACGGACUUGCUAUUCCACGGGAGAAGGCUUGGCUCCAGAGGAUGAGCAUGAAACUCACAAGUGAUCUCCAGAUGGUUCAACAGGGAAUAUACAUGGGCAAAGUCGAUGAAGAUAUGUGGAUUCCGGAUUUGUUCUUGGAGAAUGCGCCGGCCCGGCGCAACCUAUACAUAUUCCCGGAUUCCGACAAUUCUCUGACAGUUCUUGAUGUCAACAAGCUCCACACCGAACAUGACGACCUCUUUACUCACAUCCCUGUCAUUGAAGCGAGUGAAGACACAAGCAGGGAAAGCUGGGCAGCCUUAACAGUUAUCGCAGACUUAAGCAGUACUGCAGGUCUCAACCUUCUACUGUCUGCCCUGUCAUUCCGUCGCAAUAACCCCGGGAUCCGCCUGGAUAUCGUCAAUAACCCUGGAUCAACUGGAAAUUCGCAUGAGGUCAAUACACUUCUCAUGAAAGACAUCAGCAAGCUGCCCGAGAUCGAAAACAUGGAGGCACUGGAGGUUCUUCUGUCUGGUGACAUUGUGGUACAAGACAAUGGCUACGACAGUGCUCUGUCACGUUUUCUUACCACAGCCGGGGUUACACCAGGUGAUCAACUGCUCAUUCUCAAUGGUCGAGUUAUUGGCCCAAUCACUGCUAAGGCGCCAUUCAAAGAGGAUGACUUCCAGCAGCUUCUCGAAUUCGAACAGUCGACUCGAAUAUUGCCUGUAUAUAAAGCAGCUGAAACGUUGGGAUUGACGGAGAAGAUAUACAGUCCAUUGGCUGCUGCAAAACUUACAUCGAUCACAGCUCUAUCGACCAUUUCGGAUCUGCCGGAGGGCAUUUUCGAGUCUGCUCCAACCUUGCGAACAGCCAUGUUCGAUAGCUGGAAUUCGACGUAUACAGCGAUUGAUGUUGGCGAUGCGACGAAUGCAAACAUCCAUUUCGUCGCUGUACUCAAUCCCACUAGUGAGGUAGGGCAGAAAUGGGCGCCUAUGUUGAAGGUUCUGUCUGAGCUACAUGGCGUCCAUUUGCGUAUCUUCUUGAACCCAAGAGAGAAGCUGGAAGAGCUGCCGGUGAAACGUUUUUACCGCUAUGUCCUCCGCUCAGAGCCAUCGUUUGAGGAAAGCGGAAAAGUUGAGUCUCAAGGCGCAACUUUCAAGGGCUUACCUUCGGAGGCCCUUCUCAACUUAGGCAUGGAUAUGCCGCCGGCUUGGCUCGCCGCAGCUAAGGACUCAGUUCAAGAUCUCGACAACUUGAAGUUGAGCUCCAUCAAGACAGAUGUCGAUGCUGUCUAUGAACUUGAGCACAUUCUCAUUGAAGGUCACUCGAGAGAGACGUCAGGGAAUCCGCCUCGAGGUGUUCAGUUAUUACUUGAUACGGAGCUUGACCCGCGUUUCGAUGACACCAUCAUCAUGGCAAACAUUGGCUAUUUCCAGUUCAAAGCCAACCCCGGCUACUACAACAUCCAGCUGAAGGAAGGAAGAAGCUCGGAGAUAUUCGAUAUCGUCAGUGUUGGCGGCAAAGGCUACGAGGCGGUGCCAGGUGACGAGGGUACUGAUACUGCGCUGAUGGAUUUCCAAGGCACAACGUUGUAUCCACGGUUACAGCGGAAGCCGGGUAUGGAGCAAGAGGAUGUCCUUGAGGAUAAUAGCUCUGCCGGGGGCGGAGAUCUCCUUUCCCGGGGCUUGAAAUUUGCGGAAGGAAUCUUGGGCGGAUCGAAGUCCAAGUCCAAGUCCAAGUCCACGACAGUAUCAACCGAGGUUAACGCUGAGAUCAACAUCUUCUCUGUCGCCAGUGGUCAUCUAUACGAACGCAUGCUCAACAUCAUGAUGGUUUCGGUCAUGAAGAACACCAACCACACGGUCAAGUUCUGGUUCAUCGAGCAGUUCCUGUCCCCGUCCUUCAAGGGAUUCAUACCACAUCUCGCCGAAGAGUAUGGCUUCAAAUACGAGAUGGUGACAUACAAAUGGCCACACUGGCUUCGCCAGCAGAAGGAGAAGCAGCGAGAAAUCUGGGGAUACAAGAUUCUGUUCUUGGAUGUCCUGUUCCCACUCUCUCUUGACAAGGUCAUCUUCGUGGAUGCAGACCAGAUUGUGAGGACCGACAUGAUGGACCUGGUCAACCACGAUCUUGACGGUGCACCGUACGGCUUCACGCCCAUGUGCGACUCGCGCACCGAGAUGGAGGGAUUCCGGUUCUGGAAGCAGGGCUACUGGAAGAACUACCUCCGUGGUGAGCCGUACCACAUAUCGGCGCUGUAUGUUGUGGACCUUCGUCGUUUCAGACAGCUCGCGGCAGGUGACCGGCUUCGACAGCAAUACCACCAGCUAUCUGCCGAUCCAGCUUCGCUCUCCAACCUCGACCAGGACUUGCCGAACCACAUGCAAUUCACGAUCCCGAUCCACAGCCUACCGCAAGAGUGGUUGUGGUGUGAGACGUGGUGCAGUGACGAGAGCCAGAAGGAAGCACGGACGAUCGAUCUAUGUAAUAACCCGCAGACCAAGGAGCCCAAGCUGGAUCGGGCGAGGAGACAAGUGCCGGAGUGGACAGUGUACGAUGAUGAGAUCGCAGCCGUUGAGCGCAGGGUGAAGGGAUUGCCAGCUGAGGGCAAGAAGGUGGGCGGUGACGAGGACCAAAAAGUGCUCAAUAGGGACGGGAAGAAUCCCAAGGGUAGACGGUUUGAGGAGGAACUAAAGACCAGAACUAAAGAUGAGCUAUAG
Molecule: messenger RNA, 4506 nt
Organism: Anthostomella pinea
Lineage: Eukaryota; Fungi; Ascomycota; Sordariomycetes; Xylariales; Xylariaceae
Source: the annotation of a GenBank genome assembly